AUGCCCGUCACAUUCUCCGUCGUCAACCAUCUAGCAACCACUUGGACAACAUCCAAGGUUGAAACAACAGAAAGCCUCUUGAGGGGAACCUCUCCUCGAGAUUACCGCCGCUGCCAACGCAUCAUCAGAACCUCAGUCACUCCAUCCCUUCUGCAAGAGAAUCACAUCUCCCCAUCCAGGAACGGCCUUGUAUGGUCUGCGUAUCAUGCUUAUAGCCAGCAUCACCACCUAACCAUCCGUCCUGAGGACGUCUGGUUCUCCAUCUUGACCCAGCUAAGUUUUUUCAUCAACGCCAACGCCGAAGAGCUUCGAUCCUUUUUCGUCGCUCAUGAGGGCAAGAAAGAGCUUACGGUCUUUGAGGCUGCGACCUUGGAGACCGCCAACAUCGGGGCUUUGGCUCAACAGCUGGCAGGGCUUGUGAGCAAGAAUGUCAAAGACCCUGAACUUGGGGAUUGGGUCAUGCCUAGCUUCUCGACUACGACCGACACUGACCGAGUGGUUGCUUCUGUUCUGUUCAUGGGAGCCAUGCAGAAGUACUUUUCCUACGGGAUGUGUUUGACUUGUGGAAUUCCUUCUGUUACACUCCUGGGCGAGAUCUCGGACUGGGAAGCUAUCUUGACAAGAUUAGAUCGCCUUGAUCUACUUGGAAAGGAGCCUACAGAGUUCGCUGAGAUGCUGAGGCCGAUCCUCAAGCACAUGAUUAUAUCUUUCGAGAAGCCAGAUGAUGCGGAGAUUAAGCGAUUCUGGAACACCAUAGCCACGCGAAUUCCUGCGGAUAGCGGUAUCGAUUACAUCACAGGAUGGAUCACAGCAUUCUGCUUCUGGGAUGAAGAAGGAAAGUCGAAAUACCGCCACGCCACAGUACUUGGUGAGGUAGCGUACCCAUCUGUCGACAUCGAUAAGGUCCCUCUUGGGGUUGCAUCAGUGCCAGUUGAGAUCAAUGACAACGGGAACAUCAUCCCCAGCAUGAUGGUUGCUGGGUCAUUUGGAAUUCAGGCGACAGCGAUGACUCAGGACACUCCGACAGAGAACACGUCUUCGAAUGGGGGUAGCUUGAGAACACGACUUGGCAGUCUUGUCGGUUCUCAGCAGGAAUCGACCGAAGGUACAGCUUCUGAUUCAGAACUCAACGCGAUUCAACCCCUCUCAGGCUGGAUUAUGUAUGAGGAUGAGUCCAAGGAAGCAAUUGCGGCGAGGGAGAAGGAGAGAAAGGCUUCACGUGAUAAGCGUGGGUUUGGGAUAUCGUACUAUGACGAUGAACUUGGCGAGUAUAUUUCUUAUUAA
This is a messenger RNA of Fusarium tjaetaba, 1284 nucleotides long. Its product is annotated as DUF4419 domain protein. The transcript has a single exon. The record is from RefSeq and is a predicted model, not a curated record. Bases 1 to 1284 code for a protein of 427 amino acids. Lineage: Eukaryota; Fungi; Ascomycota; Sordariomycetes; Hypocreales; Nectriaceae.